AUGCGCAAGGGUGGUGUGGGCAUGUUGCGAGCCCCACCGCCCCGGCUUCUCGCACUGGAGCGUCGAAUUCACGCCGGCAAUAUCGGUGCCAUGCGUGCGUCUUCAUGCGUGGGGGUGCAACUGCGGAGUUGCAUGAGAAACAGUGGGCAACUGCCAAGAAUGACGGCGCAUGCCUGUCUUUUAACCCCGCGUCGUGGUGUCGCAUACAAGACGGAUGCCGCCUCGUUUGAGAGCGAAGUUAUUCAGUCGCAGCAAGCCAUCUGCCUGGUGUACCACCGACCGGACAGUAGCAGCUGCAACGCCUACCUGGCACACGCGGAACGCCUUGUGAAUCGGCUCAACAAGGAGGUCUCGGGCACUGGAAACGAGACUGGCGGCGACGGCGACACGCAGGCGAGUGCACCGACGCAGAAGGCUUGGCUAAAGCUGUGUACAAUUAACGCCGACGAAAACAGGAACCUUGCCUCCGCCUUCUCGGUGGAGCGGGCCAAGCUGCCCGUGACCUACUUCAUCAUGCAGGGCACCAUUAUCGACAAGGUCACAGGUCACGUGGUGGAGUCGCGGCUGGAGGGCAUUCUGCGCAAGUUCCUCGACCACUAUCAGCAACAGCUGAACGUAGAUUUGAUGCGCGGCGGGGCGCCGGAGCGGCAAAAUCCCUUGCCGGCCGCAGCCACCGCCGACCUUUUGCACGGCGCCUCCACGCAGUACUUGCAGAACCGAAUCAUGGACGCGCUCGUUGGCCCAGAGCACAUUCGACUCCCGGAGGAGAGCGAGCAAAUUGACGGCCUACGAAAGACAAUUCAGCAAGCAAAAAAGAAGGCAUUUGACGAGCUACAAGAGCUGCGCAAGGAACUUGGAAUGGACGUGCGACGCCUCAGUGAGACCGAGCUUCACACGCGAUAUCACCGCUCUUCGCAGUACAUGGCCUUCGCCGUGCUAUCCGCGCUGGAGGCACUCUUUUUGGCCCGGGUUCACGCAAGCAUCGGCAACAUAGCGGCGGAGAACAUUGUUUUUGCGUUGAACGCCAUGCAACGCGACCUUUCCCCUGCUCUCGCUGACCCCACUGUGCGACGCCUCAUUUCACUUUGCGAGGUCCUACUUGUGCGUGGCGAAGUUGUGCUGCAGCAGCGGAGGCAUCAGCAGCAGCGGGAGGAGGAGCAGGGGCAGGAGGCUGCAGGCGCCGACGCGGCGGCAAGUGCGUACGCCGCACGCAUGCUCCACUGGAUUGACGACGUGGUGGACACGCGUGUGGUGGCAGAGCAAUUUCCCAGUGACGAGGUGGAGGCGAUGUUCGCCUUGCUGAAAUCCAACCUGCUGCAGUCGCGGCGGCAGGCUUCGCCGGCAGAAGAAGGGGAGGUAAAGGCAAAGGCAAAGGAGGAGACAGAAAGUGCAAGGCGCGUGCGGCAGCUGAAGACGUGUCUGUUGGGUGUCUUGCAGCUCUAUCAUGCGGACCGCAAGAGCCAGGACGCCCGUUCGCGGCUCUCCUCCCUGCUGUACUGA
Molecule: messenger RNA, 1500 nt
Organism: Trypanosoma conorhini
Lineage: Eukaryota; Euglenozoa; Kinetoplastea; Trypanosomatida; Trypanosomatidae
Exons: 1
Coding region: 1-1500 (499 amino acids)
Source: RefSeq, a predicted model, not a curated record